Molecule: messenger RNA, 363 nt
Organism: Camelina sativa (false flax)
Lineage: Eukaryota; Viridiplantae; Streptophyta; Magnoliopsida; Brassicales; Brassicaceae
Source: RefSeq, a predicted model, not a curated record
AUGAUCAACUUUCACACGUUUGCCCUGAAUGAAUCAGAGCUGCAAGACGAUAUUGACUGCGUUCGUCUCUACUUGGAACUUGCAGUUGCCACGACUAAUAGGGGCACCAGUAUGGAUCAUGAUCUGUCCAACUUGCAGAUUGUCCAAGUGGCUAAAGAUAAUACUCCCCAAGAUGUGGAUCCCGUAUUCAACGGCAAAAAUGUUGCGAUUUUCUACAUAAGGUACAAGGACUCAUGCGAGGCUCGAGUUGGUAAGGAUGUUGAUCGCGUAGCUAUAGUCAGAAGAGCCUUCUAUGAGAAGCGGGGAUGCUUCGCUCUUGUGGGCAAGACUCUGAGUUUAGGAAUUAUACCAACAAAAGGGUAA